AUGGCCAGAACCUACCCCUGCUGCCUUGUGGGAUGCCAGCCAGACACACCUCCGGGCUUUCUGGGGAGCGUUUCAGGGAUGGAGGACUUCAGUUUGCAUCAGAACCCAGCUUUGGGAAGCUCUGCUCCCACCCUAACUAGGUUCCUCGCCGAGAGUCGCUGCGGUUUCCUGCUUCAACAGUGCUUGAACGGAACCCGGCGCUCGACCCCCAUCCCGGCCGCCCGCUUGGAGCCACCAACCUCCCACCACCUCUCUCUCUCUCCACCGCGCCCUCGGACCGCCCCGGGGCCUCCGCCACCGCUCCUUCACCGUGCCGCCGCCAUGACGACCGCAUCCCCCUCUCAGGUGAGCCAGAACUACCACCAGGACUUGGAGGCCGCCAUCAACCGCCAGAUCAACCUGGAGCUCUAUGCCUCCUAUGUCUACCUGUCCAUGUCUUACUACUUUGACCGAGAUGAUGUGGCUUUGAAGAACUUUGCCAAAUAUUUUCUUCACCAAUCUCAUGAGGAAAGGGAACAUGCAGAGAAACUGAUGAAGCUGCAGAACCAGCGAGGUGGCCGCAUCUUCCUGCAGGAUAUCAAGAAACCAGACUACCGUGAUGACUGGGAAAAAGGGCUGAAUGCAAUGGAGUGUGCAUUGCACUUGAAAAAAAGUGUGAAUCAGUCACUACUGGAACUACACAAACUGGCCACUGACAAAAAUGAGCCCCAUUUGUGUGACUUCAUGGAGACUCAUUACCUGAACGAGCAGGUGAAAUCCAUCAAGGAAUUGGGUGACCACAUCACGAACUUGCGCAAGAUGGGAGCCCCUGAAUCUGGCAUGGCGGAGUAUCUCUUUGACAAGCACACUCUGGGAGACAGUAACAAUGACAGCUAAGCCUCAGG
This is a messenger RNA of Perognathus longimembris pacificus (Pacific pocket mouse), 884 nucleotides long. RefSeq names its product ferritin heavy chain-like. Lineage: Eukaryota; Metazoa; Chordata; Mammalia; Rodentia; Heteromyidae. Gene Ontology annotation, cellular component: cytoplasm. Gene Ontology annotation, biological process: intracellular iron ion homeostasis; iron ion transport. Gene Ontology annotation, molecular function: ferric iron binding; ferrous iron binding. The coding region runs from base 1 to 876 and encodes 291 amino acids. The record is from RefSeq and is a predicted model, not a curated record. The transcript is spliced from 3 exons.